AUGGAUCGACACAAGAAAGCCAACGAUGGCGACGACGUCAACGCCCCUGGAAUCGACAAGACAAUUGCUUCGCGAUCUGUCGACCAGCAAGAAGUCGCGAUCAACGCGUCGGGUCACGUCCAGGAACUUGAGCGAAACUUCAACCUCCUCUCCCUCGCCGGCGUCGGCCUCGUCGUCGGAAACGUCUGGCCCGCCAUCGGCGGCUCCAUCCUCGUCGCCAUCUUCAACGGUGGCCCGCCUGGUGUCCUGUAUGAGUUCAUCGCCGUCUCCGUCUGCUACUGGACGGUCGCUGCCAGCAUCGCCGAGCUAUCGAGCGCCAUCCCUUCAUCCGCAGGCGUCUACCACUGGGCUUCCGUCACGCCCGGCCGGCGAUGGGGUCGCGUCGUCGGGUUCUUCGCUGGCUGGUGGAAUUAUCUAGCAUGGACACUCGGCGCCGCGAGCAUGGCGUCCAUCUUCGGCAACACCGUCGUGCAGAUGUACGCCCUCAAUCACGCCGGUUUUGAAGCGAAACCCUGGCAUGUGUUCGUCGUAUAUCUGAUCGCUACGUGGCUUGCUUGCGCUGUCGUAUGCCUCGCCAACAGCGCCUUGCCUCGAAUCAACGACUUCGGCGUGUUUGCGAUCCUUGCUGGUUUCCUCAUCACUAUCAUUGUCGUGGCCGUUAUGCCCGGCCGUGGCGGACGGCCGCCGCACGCGUCCUCUUCCUUCGUCUGGACCGAGUGGACCGCCGACAUCGGGUAUCCGGAUGGUUUCGUGUUCCUCGCCGGCAUGCUCAACGGCGCUUUCAGCGUCGGGGCCGUUGAUGCCACGACCCAUCUAGCGGAAGAGAUUCCGAAUCCGCAACGCAACGUCCCGAUUGCGCUAGGCCUCCAAAUGAGCAUCGGCUUCACGACGGGUUUCUGUUAUUUGGUCGCCAUCAUGUAUGCCAUCAACGAUUAUGACGCGCUCUUCAGCUCACCCUACCCUAUCGCCGAGAUCUAUCGUCAAGCGACCGGUUCUCCUGCUGGCGCAACCGGGCUGCUUGCCCUUGUACUUAUCUGCAUUGGUCUCACAGUCAUUGGACUUUACAUCACAUGCGGUCGAACCCUAUGGGCUCUCGCCCGCGAUGGCGCGACUCCACGGUCCGACAUCCUCGGCCACAUUAGCCCAAAGCUGGGAAUGCCAAUGUGGUCUACGAUCUCCUCCGCCUUGUUGGUCACUCUUCUUGGUGCUAUCUACGUCGGCAGUACAACGGCUUUCAACGCCUUUGUUGGCAGCUUUAUACUGUUAUCUAGUAGCUCUUAUCUCGCAGCUAUGCUGCCGAAUCUCUUGUCAGGCAGAAAGCGGAUCGCGUAUGGACCAUUUCACAUGCGCGGAUGGGUUGGUUUCGCCAUCAACGGUGUUGCAUGCACCUACAUGUCGGUUUGGUUCGUCAUCUAUAGCUUCCCUUUCGCGCUCCCUACCAAUGCCCAGAGCAUGAACUACGCGUGCCUGAUCUGGGGUGGCCUCACGAUCUUCGUCGGCAUAUGGUGGUUUAUAGGCGCCCGGAAAGGGUAUCAAGGACCAACUACCACUGGGGGCAUUAUCGUUGAGGAAGAGGUUAACACCCGUCAUCACCACUCUAUUUAA
Messenger RNA from Colletotrichum karsti, 1605 nucleotides. RefSeq lists its product as uncharacterized. Gene Ontology annotation, molecular function: transmembrane transporter activity. The coding region runs from base 1 to 1605 and encodes 534 amino acids. The record is from RefSeq and is a predicted model, not a curated record. NCBI's taxonomy places the organism in Eukaryota, Fungi, Ascomycota, Sordariomycetes, Glomerellales, Glomerellaceae. The transcript has a single exon. Gene Ontology annotation, cellular component: membrane. Gene Ontology annotation, biological process: transmembrane transport; amino acid transport.